Molecule: messenger RNA, 2000 nt
Organism: Lotus japonicus
Lineage: Eukaryota; Viridiplantae; Streptophyta; Magnoliopsida; Fabales; Fabaceae
Exons: 6
Coding region: 948-1772 (274 amino acids)
Molecular function (GO): DNA binding
Source: RefSeq, a predicted model, not a curated record
UCUCAAUUUCCUUAUGUUUCCCCUCCCUCUCUCUCUCUCUCUCUCUCUCUAUUGAAGCAACUAUUAAUAUAUCUUGUUCUGAUCCCACUUAGUUGCUAGAUGUAUAUAUAUUGUCAAAUUGAUCCUAGGCUUUUGCUUUUGCUUAUUCAUGAAUCAUCAACUUUCGGUGCUAGUUUAAAAGCCUUGUCACUCGGGAUCAUAUGGCAAAGUUGCUAAUCAAAUCAAGGUUUCAAUAUAUAUACUAUUAACUAUUAAGCUUAAGGUGUGUCACUAUUGUCUAAUUAUUAACUAUUCCUAGGUGGUUCCUCCUUUCUUCUUGCCUUCCCCUGCUUGUUAUCUUCAGAAACAUCACAAGUCGGUAUCUGCAGGUGCAGCAUCAUUAAGAUUCACACAGCUUAGUUAGAGCUUCAUGAUUGGUUGAGCUAGCUUGUCUGCUUAUCUGUGUAUAUAAAAGCUCUCUCUGUAAGUUUCAUUGUAUUUAUAUAUAGAGAAAUGAGAAUCUUGAUGAUGCUGCAUCAGCAAAUAGAUGACUAACAUAACAGUAUCGAUCCUCUGUUGAAUUUUCCAUCGAUCCAGAUCAGACGAAUUAAUUAUGCAGAGAGGAAAUUAAUCAAGGCCCAAGACUCAUGCACCAUGCUGAGCCUCGAUAUUCGACUCGUAUCUGAAAUGUGAUCGACCAUUAAGUUUUUCACGCUGAGUAUCCUACGGUUGAAGUCUGCUACAUGAGACCAAGACCCACUCUACAAAGUCAAUUAGAACAAGAUUGAUGAGCAUCUUAUCGUCUAUAAGGUCAAAGGAAAGGACAAUCAUCAUAGAGAGAAAAAGAGAGAGUUAGCAGAGACGACUAGGGUUCUUUGAGGUCCUGCGGCGGAAAGCACGACGCCGGCGAGAACGACGGUGGUUCUGUGAGAUCGACGACGGGAAGGCGCGGUUUCACCGACCAAGAGAUGAGUCCUGUCCAAAAGUAUGCUCUAAAACCCUCUACUUGGCCUGAUUUCAGUGUAGAGUUAGAUCCCAAAAUGGAGCACCUGCAAGUACCGAGUGAUUUUUAUGAGAAACAUAAAACUGCCUUGGGGGAUCGUGUUGUCAUUAUGGAUCCAGUAGGUGGGGAGUUCUCUUUUAGGUUACUUGCUGGGAACUUAGGGGGCUUGAUUUUUGAAUGUGUUGCUGAAUUUUUAAGGAGAUAUGGCCUGAAAGAAAAUCACUUAUGUGAUUUUUUCUAUUUUGGAAAAAACACAUUUAUUGUGAAGAUUUUGGAUGGUACCCUGAAAGAAAUUAGCUAUGGUGUUGGCACUUCCCUAAGCCAACCUAUAGUAAUUGAUGAUGGUGAUGAGGAGGUUGUGGAUGAUGAGGAUCCAGUGGGAGAUGAUGAGGAUGCUGAAGAAGAUGAGGAGGAUGAUGGAAUUAUGGAAGUUAGUGAAGGAGAGGAAGAAAAUGGUGUGAACAGGGUUCUUCACCCAUUUGAUAAGGUGAUUACUAAAUCAGAUUCAAAAGGAGAUCAGACUUUGUCACUACCCAUGAUGUAUGUUCGGAACCAUGUUAGGCCAAAUUGGCAGCAUGUUGUUCUACAAACCCCGGAGGGUAGAACCUACGCUUGUGAGUUGAAAAGGAGGAAUCCAGGAGAGGAUGAUACUCCUUGCAACAUUGGGAAGGAUUGGAAUAAGUUCGUUAAGGAGAACAAGUUGAAGAGGGGGGACACCGUGCACUUUAGACCAGAUAGCGUUGCUAAUAAUAUGAUUUACGUUAGUAUUAUUCGUAGGAAGCAGCGUUGAAUUUUUGAAGUUCUUGGUUAUGUAACUUUUGGUGGUUUGGUGUGAACUUUGUAAUGCUUAUGAUGAAUUUUGUGGUUGUUUUUGUAUGGAUGAUGUUUGUUUGUUACAGUUUAUGGAUGCUUUUGUAUGGAUGAUGCAAUGUCAUUAUGUUUAAGGUUUCAGUCUAUAACUUUUGUAUGGAUGAUGCAAUGUCAUUAUGUUUAAGGUUUCAAUCUAUUGACUUUAUAU